This is a messenger RNA of Tachysurus fulvidraco (yellow catfish), 875 nucleotides long. Its product is annotated as colipase. Gene Ontology annotation, molecular function: enzyme activator activity; lipase binding. Gene Ontology annotation, biological process: positive regulation of catalytic activity; digestion; lipid catabolic process. The transcript is spliced from 3 exons. The record is from RefSeq and is a predicted model, not a curated record. Bases 68 to 424 code for a protein of 118 amino acids. Lineage: Eukaryota; Metazoa; Chordata; Actinopteri; Siluriformes; Bagridae. Gene Ontology annotation, cellular component: extracellular region.
UGAUAUAAAGGGAAAAAUAAAACAGACCCUGUGCAAGUGAGUUCACUGUGGAUCUAGACACAACACCAUGAGGGCUGUGUUAGUGAUUGCAAUGUGCCUGAUGGCCACAGCUCUGGCCACUACUACUCAAACUUCUGAAAGGGGCAUUAUCAUCAACCUGAAUAAUGGAGAGCUAUGUGCCAUCAGUGCACAGUGCAAGAGCUCCUGCUGCCAUCGUGGUUCCGCUGUCAGCCUGGCUCGCUGUGCCCCACGCGCUGCAGAGAGCGAGACAUGCUCUAAAAAGAGCCUGUAUGGUACAUAUUACCACUGCACUUGUGAGGACGGACUAAAAUGUGACGGUGACUGGUCCAUUGGAGGAUCCAUCGUCAACACCAACUUUGGAACCUGCAUAGACCCUCGUCGGGCUCAGACUACUAAUAACUAAUGCUCAUUACACAACACAGAAUGGAACAAACUUAAAGCCCAAAUAUUGCAGACAUGCAGCGCAUCAAAUGUCAAAGGCAAUGUUCAAAUGCCCAGAUAUGAGAAACUAUGAAUUACUUUGAUCAAAUUGAUUGAAUGCCACUCUACAUCAGUCAAUUUACCUGUCAAAAGCCAUACUGAAAUUUUAAUGGAUUUUCAGAUAAAAAGAUUAUAGUUCAGUUUAGUCAUACUUCCAGUAAUAAUACAACAUAGCACCAUAUUCAAAGUACAUUAUAUCUAAUGCCCAACUGUAUCAAAAAUGGAAAUUCAAGGUCAGCACUGAUGUCAUCCAGAAUCUCUGAGUGCUAGGGUUAUUUUAGCCCAUGCCAGCAUAACACUAUUGGUUAUUGGUGGUAUUCUGUCAUGGAGUUGCAUGUUGAUACAAUCAAUUAAAAAAAUCUUUUCGAACAAAA